Messenger RNA from Aspergillus thermomutatus, 1488 nucleotides. Its product is annotated as pepsin-like aspartic protease. The record is from RefSeq and is a predicted model, not a curated record. The transcript is spliced from 3 exons. NCBI's taxonomy places the organism in Eukaryota, Fungi, Ascomycota, Eurotiomycetes, Eurotiales, Aspergillaceae. Bases 1 to 1488 code for a protein of 495 amino acids. Gene Ontology annotation, biological process: proteolysis. Gene Ontology annotation, molecular function: aspartic-type endopeptidase activity.
AUGAAAGGCUUUUCUUUGGCCCUGGCGCUCACGGCCGGUUCGACUGUCAGCGCUCUAUCGCUGCAUAGACGCGACGUCCCGGCUGUGGUGGAAUUUCCCAUAGAACAUAGACGAAAUGCCGAGUCCCUACAGAAGCGCGACCAUACCGUCGAGGUGUCGCUUCACAAUACGGUCAUGGGUUACUACAUGCUGAACCUCACGCUGGGCGACCCCGGACAGGCUUUUUCCCUCGCCUUGGACACCGGCAGCAGUGACACCUGGGUGAAUACAGCCAAAUCCGAGUUAUGCUCGGCGAAUGACCAUCCAUGCAAUGCCUAUGGCGUGUACAAUGCCAGUGGCUCGUCCGGCUACAAGACCGUGGGCACGAGGAUGAAUGCGACAUAUGCCGGGGGUUCUAGUAUCGAGGGGCCGUAUGUGACGGAUAAACUCACCAUUGGGAACGCGAAAGUGGAUGAUUUCCAAUUUGCGGUUGCAGAAAAUACCACAAUGGCCAUGGGCAUUGCAGGGGUGGGCUACCGCAUCAACGAGUACCAGGCCUCUCACGACUCAAAGAUCUAUGCCAAUCUCCCUCAAGCCCUGGUCGACAGCGGAGCGAUCAAGUCCUCCGCAUACAGCCUCUGGCUCAACGACCUGAAUGCCAACACGGGCUCCAUCCUCUUCGGCGGCGUCAACAAGGCCAAGUACACUGGCGACCUGCAGACCCUCCCCAUCGUCCCCGUCAAAGGGCGCUACACAUCCCUCGCGCUCGCUCUGACGGGCGUAACCGUCGAGGGCAAGGACACCAACAGCUACACCGAUACGCUGCCCCUGGCGGUGUCCCUUGAUACCGGCAGCAUCUUCACCAUGCUUCCCGAGGACCUGGUGGACAAGAUCUACAACGACCUCGGCGCGAAAUACAUGGAAAAGGAACGCGUCGCCUACAUCGACUGCGAGAUGAUGAACAAGGACUACAACGUCACCUACACCUUCUCCGGCGUCAGCAUCACCGUCGGAAUGAACGAGCUCGUCCUCAACUACGUCUACCCGGACUUCCCCGACGGAACAUGCUUGUUCGGCCUCGUCCCCAGCGCAGAGGGCGUGAACCUCAUGGGCGAUACCUUCCUCCGCAGCGCGUACGUCGUCUACGACCUCGCCAACAACGAGAUCUCGCUGGCGGCGACCAAUUUCCACCCCGGGAACGACGACAUCCAUGAGAUCGGGACGGGCGAUGAUUCUGUUCCCGGAGCGACGCGCGUGAAAUCCGCUGUUUCUUCCGCCACCGGGAAUGGGGUCGAGUCUGCGACGGCGUCGGCGGUUGUGGUGACGGUUACCGGGCACACGGCCGGUGCCACGACGACAGGAGCUACGGAGCCGGCGGCGACGGGCACGGAUGCUGGCAAGACUGCUGCUGGGGGUGCUACGAGCACCUCGUCCAAGGGGGCUGGUGCUCUGCCUACGAGUCAUUCUGGGUACCUGCUUGCUGGAUUGGCGGGUCUUCUUCUUGUGUAG